Molecule: messenger RNA, 2940 nt
Organism: Microcebus murinus (gray mouse lemur)
Lineage: Eukaryota; Metazoa; Chordata; Mammalia; Primates; Cheirogaleidae
Gene: LYNX1
Product: Ly6/neurotoxin 1
Cellular component (GO): plasma membrane
Source: RefSeq, a predicted model, not a curated record
GGAGCCUCCCGGUAGAACCUGCCCCCGGCUCGCGGAGAAGGCAAUGCGGAGCGGGCGCUGCUUGCAGCGCUAACUGAUGCACAGGCAGAUAGAGGGAGAGCCCGGCGCGCGGCCACGGGGCUGCAGCUCCCACAGUAGACCAGCAGCUCCAGGACGGCAGGGGGCAGUCUCACCUCCUCUGUGAUCCAGGACCAGCUGCUGCCGGCCUCCUCACUCCCACGCUGCCCUCUCGCCUCCAGCCAUGGCGGCCUUGCUCACUCUGUUCCUGGUGGCCCUGGUGGGCCUACCUCUGGCCCAGGCCCUGGACUGCCAUGUGUGUGCCUACAAUGGAGACAAUUGCUUCAACCCCAUGCGCUGCCCGGCCAUGGUCGCCUACUGCAUGACCACGCGCACUUACUACACCCCGACCAGGAUGAAAGUGAGCAAGUCAUGCGUGCCCAGCUGCUUUGAGACUGUGUAUGACGGCUACUCCAAGCAUGCGUCCACCACCUCCUGCUGCCAGUACGACCUCUGUAACGGUGCCAGCUUCACUGCCCUGGGGGGCCUGGCCUUGGCCCCCAUACUCCUAGCCACCCUCUGGGGCCUGCUCUAAGCCCUGGGACCCCAGGCAGACCCUCUCAAGGACAAAACUCUUGAGAGACACAGCUGUACCCUCUCACCCUGCAUACCCCACCCAACUCUCUACCUUCCAGGAGAACCCCCCCCCAGCUACCCCCAGGGUCCAGGACUGUUGGCAAAAGGACUCUGACCUCCUGCAACCACCCAGGGGACCUCAUCUGGCAGCCUUGACCUUUCACUUUCAAAAGGCUGGUGUGUGGGACUGGAUCUCUCAGUGUGGGAACUGGUGUGUGGAACUGGACCUCCCAGAGGUGUCUGGCAUUGGUGGGUGAGCAUGAGCCCUCCUCUGUCCAGGGCUAGAAGUAUCUGGCAAAGUAUUAUUUCUGGUGAGGGGCUCAGCCAGCCAAGGAAUGCUAAUUUGAUGGGAGCUGUGGCCAAACCCCACCCUCUGGGCAGACCUUAGGGUGCAGUCCUAGGAGGAAGGGCUCUUCCAGACCUAGGAAGGGCUGUCUCUGCUUCCUGCUGAGGCCAGCAGCCACCCAGGGCAGCUGUGGGAUGGAGGGCCAGAUGAGGAAAGCCUUUGCCUCAUUGCCUGUCCUAGGAACUCGGGCCAGGUCUGGUGUGGGAGCAGCCCUUGGCAGGGGACGGGGGACCCCUCUAGCCUCAGAGGCUCUUGGGGUCCAGCAGGGGUCUGUGCCCUCUGACUCACACACAUUGACCUUUCCACAUCGCCCCACCGGGCACUGGGCCUGAGGCUGGCAGGGUUGUGGGAGCAGUGGCCGAGCUAUAUUUGGUGGGGUCUGAACGCUGACCGCGGACCAGGGCCAGGGCUAUUCCGGGCAGGGAGGAGGGGGGCAGGGCAGUGGGCCCCUAGGGCAUGGUCCUUAAUCUCAGCGGGUUGGGCAGCCUGUGCAGGCUCAGAGAAGCCAGACCGUGGUGUCCUCUUGGGCCGCUCAGACCGAGACCCUGCCUAGCUCUUCAACCGCAGGCUGACUUCAACCACAGGGACUGCUGGUGCUCCACCAUGGCUCAUGCACCCCCUCCAGCUUGAGACUCUCACAGACACCACCCCAGGUCUGGGAGGCACAGGUCUGCCCUGCCUGCCAUGCUGGAUGUGGGUAGCCCAGGGAGUGCCUGUCCUACUUGGAGAGAGGCCAGAUGGGCUUGAGACAUCAUGAUGCCCACAGCACCUGAGGCUUCCUCACCUGGCCAGUGCCCCCCAGCACUGGUGUCCAUCAGCUGGCUGCCUUAGCUGGCCCAGCCUGGGGAAGCGGUGGGAGGGUGGCAAAUGCCCAUGUGCUGCGAUUGCUCCUAGCCCCACUCGUGGCCCAUGCCAGGGCAGCCCUGCUGGAACUGUGACUUGAGAGCUCCUCUCCAGGACAUACUUGGGGGAUGAGGGUUUCCAGGCCAGGGGACCCCUCUCGCAGGGACUCAGGGAACAUGUGGCAGAGCUCCUCACAGAGGCCUGGGCUGGGGACAGUUUUCCGGCCUCAGUUUCCUCCUCUGGAGGACAGGAUGCUGAGGAAGGAUGGGAGGGUGGAGUUCUUAGCUGAGGGCCCACCUACAAGGAGGACAGGGUGGAUCUCUGGCAGAGGGGACUUACUUGGGAAGGAGCCCAGGAGUGGGGGACAUUUGACUUUCCAGAGGUAGUGUAGGCUUUGUACAAGGCCAGGAGGUUGGAAGGCAUGCAUGGCAGUCCUAGACUCCCCCCUCCCCCACCUCUCCAGUGAGUGGGCCCGACCCUUUCCCUGGGGCCCAGUUGAGUGUGAGCCCCUUCCUGGGGGAGGCUGGGAGUAAGCCAGGUACCACCCCAGAGCUCCCACAAAAUACCCACCAGCAAGUGGUCAGCCUUGGGGCGGUGAUCAGACAAGACCACCUCAGCCGCAGCCUGCACAGGCCUCGGUGCUGGCUGAGAGGGAGGCUCCAGCCCCAGAUGGCUCCUGACUCAGCGGGAGGGGCCUGGGGCUUGGUCAUUACCCUGCUUGUGCAAGUCUGUGGUCCUGACAGGUGGUACCCUCAGCCAGAGCUGGGAGGAGCCCCAGGAUCAGGUCCUCCCUCUCUCCCUUCUGUUGUGGGGUAAUGGGGAGGAGGCCUAGUUCAUCUGUGGGCUCCAGGACAGUGAAAACAAGGACCUACAGGAGCUAGGAGUGCUGGGGUGUUGGCGGGGCAGCUUCUCACACCUGCCUCUUGCAUCCAUCUGUCCACCUCUCCAAACCCAACCUGGUCCAAGCCCUGUGCUGACAACACUGCCCCCAGCCCUGGAACAGGGCUGCCCGCCUCACCUCCACCCCCAGACAGGAUUCUGCCUGGCUGGCCUACCCUGGAUACCUAGCCCAGAGUACACAGAAGGUGCUCAACUUAUGCUGGGCCAGGCUGAUUAGG